Ectocarpus sp. CCAP 1310/34 is the source of this 2445-nucleotide messenger RNA. Lineage: Eukaryota; Phaeophyceae; Ectocarpales; Ectocarpaceae. The record is from the annotation of a GenBank genome assembly.
AUGAUAGCACCUGACGUCAAACUACUCCAACCUCUUGAGAACGAUAACGCUCGACGUGUCCAGGUCACCAACGAAGAGAAGCAGAAAGAAGCGGCUGCAGCUGCGGCGGCGACCGCCGCAUCGCCGGGGGCACCACCGGUGGCGAUGCCGGCGGUAACGGAACCUGAGUCUCGCAUGACCCUGACCAAGGUCGUAUAUCGGCUAAAGAAGUGGAAGCACCUCUUGGGGUGCCGAGUGUUCAGGGCGCCGUCGGAGGUGCCGUUGCAGCGGUGUAGCCCCUACCUGGCGCAGGUACACUGCGAGCUGGAGACUUGGCAUUCUUCCAGCCAGGCGCGAAUCGAGAUCCCGGGACAGUACGCCAGCUGUGACGGAGAGCCCAGGCCGGACCUCCACGCGAAGCUGCUCCGCUUCCACUCGACCGUGUCGGUGCUUCACCGGCAUGGUUUCUCUCAGAGGCGGCUGAGCAUGCUGGGCAGUGACGGUCGCCGGUACUUCUUCCUCGUACAGUUCGCGAUCCCGCACGUGACGCGGACGGACGAGAGGGUGAUGCAGGUGCACUCGAUGCUCCGGAAGUUCUUGGAGAGGGACCCGCAGACCAGGGGGCGCGACUUGGCGGUGCAAGUCCCCGUCGUCGUACCGAUCACUCCUCGCAUGCGGCUGAUGGAGGACCACGAGGCUUUCGUGUCCCUGGGAGAGAUCUACGAGGCCGAUCGACACCGCCAGGGGCUGGACCCGGAUGCGCCCAUCAUGCUGUGCCGCGAGAGGGUCAGCGCCGCGGUGGCCGCCGCCGCCGACAAGGAGGCCGGUAAGAAGGCGGAGAGCGAAGAGAGGCUCAAGGUCUUCAACGAGAUCUGCAGCAAGGACGUCACUGCGGACAUCCUCACGCGCUACGUACACGGAGUCGUGAAGGACGCGGAGGCGGUGUGGGCUUUCCGCCGUCACUUCGCCGCGCAAGCGGGUAUCUCGUCCCUGCUGUGUCACAUCUUCACGUGUGGGGAGCGUUUCCCACACCGAAUCAUCUUUGACAAGCGGACGGCGAGAGUGGUCAGCUGGGAGUUCCGCCCAGGGUACACCCACGCUGGGCUGCUGGAGCAAGCGGAGGACGUCCCCUUCCGGCUGACGAGGAACAUGUCGACGCUCAUGUCGCCCAUGCUAGUGGAGGGUGUUCUCGCUCUGACCAUGGUGUCGAUGAGCGGCGCCCUGAUGGCCAAGAAGGAGGUCCUAGAACCGUUCCUGGCGCUGAUCCUCAGGGACGAUCUUCUUUCGUGGCACGUCAGCAAGGCGCCGGUCAACAGGACAGAGGAGCAGCAGAAAGCGGUGGACGUGCAGCUGAAAGAACGCAUCGGGAUGAACGUGACGAAGGUGAUGAGCCGCCUCGACAAGCUCAAGCCCAGGGUACGCAACAACGCUCACGGGCAGCCCAUGCCCGUGGAUAGGGCCGUGCACGACCUCAUCGCCGCGGCGCAGAGCGAGUCCAACCUCGCCAAGAUGAGCCCCACCUUCCUGAGCUUCGUUUAGAUUUGUUCUUGCUGGUUGGUCAGCAUUUGGGUUGGUUGUUUUUUGUUUGUCCGUCUCUCCUGCUCUCUCCUGACGAGUCACCCAGCCUCUUGUGUUUUGGUGGUGUUUACUGCCGCUUGCUUCUGCUGGUGUGCACCGCUUUGCGGGGACAGGGCGAGAAGGGCACCGCAGUGGUAGGCUGUCGUACAAUAGAGUGGGGUCUUUUUGGCGAGAAUGUGGACCUGAUCGUGGCACGAGAUUCAUAAAGAGUAGGAGUCCGUGUUAUGUUGGGCGGGGAGGACAUGUGAAUGAUUGCUGUCGCUCGUGUCUGGCAGGGCCGGGUGGGUAGCAAGUGGGUUUGAUUGGUGAGGGAGGGAGGGAGUUGUCCGGGCUUAUGGGCCUGCCGAGACUGUGUGCGGGGCCGAGGGUGGAUAUGUACGAAUCGUGUCCCUCGGACGCACUAGAGACGGACGGGUGGGGAGUUAGUUGGUUGGUUUUGUCGUGAGGGGAGGGAAAAGGAAAAGGUUGGUAGGGCUUUAUGGCUUUGCUCGGAUUGUCCCAUUCAAGACUCGUCUUUGUGACGAACGAAAGGUAUCGAAGGAAGCAUCUCGCAGUGUUGUGUACUGAUAUUUUAUUCUUCACUGCUCAGGAUUUGGUGCUUUUAGAUGCUGCAUGUGAAGGAGGAAGGGCAGAGUAUCUGCAGAGUGAGGCGGGCGGGGGAUAUUGAUUUUAGUGCUCUGGGAGGAAGGGCGAAGCAAGAAUGUAGCCGAAACAUCGAAGCCUACACGUAGAGCCGUUCUGUUAUCAUAGAUAUAGCCAGUGUCUUGUCCGAAGGCAAACAUUAUUGGUCGGAGUAUUUUGUGCGAGGUGUGCAACGCAUACAAUGCAGUCUGCACGUGUUACAAAAAAUAUUGGAAAUUUCGCGAAAUUUAAAACGUUGUCGUACCA